AUUUUUAUUUUUAUUUUAAAAAUUUCCCCAAUAAAAAACCCUACAGGGAAACCCGCGCAUUCCGAGUUUUGAUUUUCUGUAGCAAUGGCGGCCAUAUCCAAGCCGCCGGCGAGCUUCGCGAUCACUCCUCACAAGCUCUCUAUCUGCGUGUUGGUUCAAGUCUACGCGCCGCCUUCUCAAAUCUCCAUCCCCUUCCCUUUCUCCUCCGUUUCCCAUCACAACCGUCUCGGCGUUUUCCUCUUAUCUCUCACCAAGGCAUGUGAUGGGAUUUUCGAGCCGACUUUGGAUGAGUUGAUUGCUCAAUUGAGGGAAGUUGCUGGCUUGCUGAAUCACUGGUUGAGUGAUCAUUUAACGCGGAGGCUUUCGUCAUUGGCUUCACCAGAUGACUUGUUUAAUUUCGGGAUCCUUGGGGGUUCUGACGCUAAUGUUAUGGAUGACGAUCAGAUAAUGCUGGAUCCUAAUAGUAUUAUUGGAAUGUUUAUACGGCGUUGCUUGCUUGCCUUCAAUCAGAUGUCUUUUGAGGGUAUCUGCCAUCUUUUAACAAAUAUAGGGACAUAUUGUAAGGAAUCCAUCUCAGGGUACCCUCCUUAUGAGUUAUCACAUUUGGAUGAUUCAACAAAUGAUCCAAAUCCCUCAUUCGAAUUUGAGAAUAUGGAGAUGGACAAUUUUGUUUAUGAGAAUGUUAGUGAAGAUUUUGAAGAAAGUAAAAUGGGAAUUGGAAGAAGUCCUUCCCAGGGCCAUGCUCCCAAAGAUUUUCCAGAACUAGUUGAAGAUACUAGUAUCUCUCCAAGGCCUACGCUGGAACAUAAUGAUAUGAAUGCAGAAGUUUACCCUGGUGCAUUGUCUUCGAGUGAUAUGUCCAAAGAUAUGGGCGCCCUUGGUGGAACUUUCCUAUAUACAAGCUGGCAGGUACAAGGUUACCUCUCGGAGCAAGCAGUUGCUAUUGAGAAACAUGGAAGCUCCUUCCCCCUAAAUGCUUUUGAAUCUAUACUGAAAAAGCUUCAGCAAUUGGCACCCGAAUUACAUCGAGUUCACUACUUGCGAUAUUUGAAUAGCCUUUAUCAUGAUGACUAUCCGGGUGCAUUGGAAAACCUUCACCGUUAUUUUGAUUACAGUGCAGGGACAGAAGGAGUUGAAUGUGUCUCCCCUCCAUCUGGAUGCAGUAGCUUUGGAAGAUAUGAAAUUGCUUUAUUAUGUUUAGGAAUGAUGCAUUUUCACUUAGGGCACCCAAAGCAAGCUUUGGAAGUCUUAACGGAAGCGGUUCGAGUUUCUCAGCAGUACAGUGAUGACACAUGUCUUGCAUACACAUUGGCGGCAAUUUCUAACCUCUUGGCUGAAAUAGGAGUAUCAAAGACCUCUGGAAUUAUUGGCUCCUCAUGCUGGCCAGUUGCUGGUAUAGGCACUUCAUUGUCCGUGCAGCAACAAUUGUUUGUGCUCUUAAGGAGAUCCUUAAAGAGAGCUGAAAGUCUAAAGUUGAAGCGACUGGUGGCAUCUAUUCAUCUUGAAAUUGCUAAAUAUGACAUAAUGCAUGUUCAAAGACCACUGCUUUCUUUUGGCCCGAAGGCUUCCAUGAAGCUUAGAACGCACCCUGCCAGUGUUUACAAGGAGUUAUGGUCGAGUUCUCAUCUAAUUAAUGAGUUUGGUGAGGAAAGUUCAUUAAUGACCACUGAUGGUGCUUUCUGCACAGCGUGGCUGAGAAGUUUGAAAAAACCGACAGCCUCAUUGAUUUUUGCUCAAGAAAAUGAUACGGAGAGCUGUUCCGAUGCUUUCGAAUUUAUUGCACAGCCAAGUUCUAUUCCUGGAUCAGUUUUACAGUUACUAGGGUCUUCCUAUUUGGUUCGUGCUAGUUCAUGGGAGAUGUAUGGCAGUGCUCCUCUAGCUCGAAUAAAUGCACUGGUAUUUGCAACUUGCUUUGCAGAUUCUUCAAGUUUAUCGGAUGCUGCAUUAGCAUACUCCAAGCUCAUCCAACAUUUGGCUGUGUAUAAAGGAUACAAAGAUGCUUUUGCUGCUAUGAGAAUAGCAGAAAAGAAGUUUAUGUGUGUUUCAAGGUCCAGAAUACUGCUAGUGAAGCUGCAGGUGCUACAUGAGUGUGCCUUACAUAGGGGGCACUUAAAACUUGCUCAGCAAUUCUGUGAUGAGCUUGGUGUUUUGGCCUCUUGUGUAAGUGGUGUGGACAUGGAGUUAAAGACGGAAGCUAGUCUCCGUCAUGCUCGGACAUUGCUUUCUGCCAACCAGUAUAGCCAGGCCGCAGCUGUUGCACACUCUCUAUUCUGCACCUGUUAUAAGUUUAACUUGCAAGUUAAAAACGCCACUGUUCUUCUCUUGCUGGCUGAGAUAUACAAGAGGUCAGGCAAUGCUGUUUUAGGAAUUCCAUAUGCUCUGGCUUGCAUUUCCUUUUGUCAGUCAUUUAACUUGGAUCUUCUUAAAGCCUCCGCAACACUAACACUGGCUGAGCUAUGGCUCUCUCUUGGAUCAAAUCAUGCGAAAAAGGCUUUGGCCCUUCUACACAGCUCUUUCCCGGUACUUCUUGGUCAUGGUGGACUGGAGCUCCGGUCUCGCGCAUUUAUAACAGAGGCAAAAUGCUAUUUAGCGGAUCCAAGCUUUUCAGUUUCAGACAGUCCAGAGAUGGUGCUAGAACCUUUAAGACAAGCUUCAGAAGAACUUCAACUCUUGGAGUAUAAUGAGUUAGCAGCGGAAGCGUUCUACUUGAUGGCCAUUGUCUACAACAAGUUGGGGCAGCUGGAUGAGAGGGAAGAAGCUGCGUCUUCAUUUAGGAAGCACAUUACAGCAUUUGAGAAUCCAGAAGACAUGGAUGAUUCCGUCUACGGUAUGUUGUAAAUAAAGUUUGUGUAUGAACGUAUGUGCAUCGUAACGAUAUUGAAUGUUAUUAGCUAUCUCUAAGGAAAAUGUAUGUUUCUUUGCUGAUAUCUAUGGUAUCAGCAUGUAGUUUUGAGGUAAUUCUUCCUUGUGGGAUGUGAAGUCGCGUUCUACAUAUUGUUUUAUUCAAUUUAGGGUACUUUCACAUUUUACUCGUAUCAACCUGUUCCAGAUAUGUAAAAUUAAAAUAUUUAUUGGGUCAUUUGGUGGUAGAAUUUUGUUAUUCGAACUAUUUUUUUAU
This is a messenger RNA of Sesamum indicum (sesame), 3118 nucleotides long. The record is from RefSeq and is a predicted model, not a curated record. NCBI's taxonomy places the organism in Eukaryota, Viridiplantae, Streptophyta, Magnoliopsida, Lamiales, Pedaliaceae.